Cylindrotheca closterium is the source of this 1221-nucleotide messenger RNA. Lineage: Eukaryota; Bacillariophyta; Bacillariophyceae; Bacillariales; Bacillariaceae. The record is from the annotation of a GenBank genome assembly.
AUGCAAGGCCCAAUCAUGUUAACUCCCCCAUCCACCCAAUCGUCUUCAUCCUACUCCUACUCCCACUCGAUGAAGAGCAGUAUUGGUAGUUCGAGACCAUCUGUCGACAACUUUCGAGCAAGAGCGGGAAAGAGACAAUCCAAGGAGACUAGAACCACAACUUCAUCGAGCUCGGGAGGCGCCUCCACGAUGCAUUCCUCUCAGAGCGAUAUCUCUGCAAUCACGAUGGAUAAUUUUUAUGAUGAAGAUUCGACUGUCGCUACUAGUGAUCGAUCGCAUUAUCGAUUCGGUCCCACGCUCGACUCCAUGCCAGAACAGAAGCGAGCCUCAGAUCCGAAGAAGGAAGAUGUGGAAAAAAGUAUGAAUGAUCUCAGAUUCAACCAAUCCAACUCCAGCAGUAUUGAUGCUCUCAGACUUGAAACUUCGAACAACAGUAGCAAUCGUUUUGCUAGUUUUUCAGGAUCAAGCAGUGCCCAACUGUGCGCCAUGCCUCGACGAAGGUCCUCCGCAAGUGGCAGUAUGGGAUACAAACCAGGACAGCCAGCUUUGAGUGAAACAAGUUUUGAAGAUCUCAAUGAUGUGGAACCAGAAAAUGACAUCAAGAGUCGAGGCGGCACUACAGAAGACCUCAAGAGUCAAUGCGAUGAUACCACAGUACUCACUGAAAUGACAGACAGCUGCUCAAUGAUCUCAUUGCAAGGCAGUGUGGAUGAAACAGAUCCGUUUCAAGUGGGCCUCUAUGGUGACGAGGAUAUACCUCCUGCGCCCUCAGAGUCCAAAGAGAAGGGGCCUAAUUUUGAUUCUUGCAUGUCCUUGCUAGGAAGUACUGAUAUGUUCGACUCCUUUCAAGACGGCUUUCUGGAAGAAGAAGAUCUUGCCUUGCCCCCCCAACAAGGGCAGAAGAACAACGACAGCGACAUUACCAAGAAAGCUAGCAAUAGAACCAGCUUCCUUAGAGCAACACAAGGCCAAGAGAGCAGCAGUAGCAUGGCUGCAAUGAGAUCUUCAUCCAAUAGUGCCAUGUUCGACUCCUUUCAAUUCGGCUUGUUUGACGAAGAAGAAGUGGAAUUGCCCAACUACAGAACUCCUCGCAUUAGCAACAGGAAGACUAACAAGAAUACUGCUACCAAGGACGAAACACCACGUCGGAAGAGCAUCGAUAUGUCUACAAUGCAUCAGUCAUUGGACCUCGACGACGUCUUUGGAUCUAUGAGUAUAUAA